AUGUGGCAUUACUCGAAGAUUUCCUUAGAAGACUUUGAAAAACAUGCUAUUCGCUAUUCCAAAAAUUAUAUAUUAACUGGUGCAAAUGGAAGAACGAUUUUGAUGUCUCCGAUUUUGAUGAAGAGUCUUGAUUUAAAACUAGGAGACAAGAUUCAUAUUGAAGAGAUUCCUCCACUACCAGUGCUUCAAUCAGUAACACUGUCCGUUUCUUGUUUCAAGGAUCUAUCAGAUGUGCAAUUACAUGAAACAGUAGUCACCGGCAUCCUACGAAUGUACCAUGCAAAUAAAGCAAUCACAUCAACCUCACGCAUUUUGCUUUCUUGUCUACGUAGUGUGCUACAAGCAGAUGUGACAGAUUGUUCUCCUGACCAAGGAAUAUUAUCUGAGGAAACAAAAAUAUUACUGGAUUUGAAAAAUGAAGAAAGGGUUCCUAGUCAUGCCGCACAAUUGAAACAAGCAAGCAAUAUUCUGCUCUCCAUCAAAUACACACUUAAUAUGAAAUCAGUCAGUAGCAAAUUGCUCUUCACAAACGGAGUCAUUGUUUGUGGAGGUACUGGAAGCGGAAAAACAACCAUUCUACACAAUAUCGUGGAUGAAUUAAACCGUUUAUCCCCUGAUUCAGCUGUGUAUGUAUCAUCGAAUAACUUGCCUUCAUUAGAAUGGAAAAAGUAUCGUGUGGUGUGUAUAGAUGAUGCACGUUGGGAUAGUGAUUCCCUGAAGUUGUACUCAGAAGCUUUGUCAAGACACAUUAUUUUGGUAGCAAGUGUUUCUCGUAUAUCCUCUGUCCCUGAAUUGUAUAAAAAGAACGAUUAUUUUAGGGAUAUUGUAAUGUUAAAGUUUCCAUCAGAGGAAGAACGCAGAGAACUGCUGGAGGCAAUCGAACUUCCUUCUAUGUCCGUUGAUAAACUGAUUCAACUAACAUCCGGUUAUUCGUAUAAAGAUAUCCAAAACCUGCUCAAAGAACUUUUGAUAAAAGCUUCAAAAUGUCCACUCUGUGAAGACAACAUUGUUGAUGUGCUUCGAAGAUUUCGUCCUAGAUCCUAUAUUGGUUUCUCUAUUCAAUAUCCGACAGUUGGCCAAGAUUGUAUGGGUGGAUAUAAACGAGAAGCAAAGCAAUUGAAGGAUAUCAUAUCCUUCGCAAUGGAUCCAGUCCAAAAUAAGGUAAGUCUCACAAUGGAUGCAAUAUAUGAUGAUGAUAAUCGAAUAGAACUUUUCAAAUCGACCUAUCGAUCAUAUUCUGAUCUAUGGCCCACCAAAAUGCGAGUGUUCCAUGAAUUGAAGUUGAGAUACAUAUACGUGGAUUCAACAGCAUUAUUGAGUCGCUAUUUUUCGGAAACAGAAUCGAAGAUACGGCAGAUAUUUGCAUUUGCAAGAACCGUUUCACCUUCAGCGAUUGUUUUUGAUGGUCUGGAUGGGAUUGUUGGUAAACGAAGUCUGAAUGGAGGCGAAUCCGAUGGAGGUUUGAAUGAACGAAUCAUAACCACAUUGUUAACCGAAUUAGAUGGAGUGGAGAUUUCAAAUUCGAGAAUGGUAGUAAUCGAUUUGAUGAGCAUUGUUAACCAUAAGAAGACCCAGUAG
This is a messenger RNA of Blastocystis hominis, 1578 nucleotides long. RefSeq lists its product as hypothetical. Lineage: Eukaryota; Bigyra; Opalinata; Blastocystidae. Gene Ontology annotation, molecular function: ATP hydrolysis activity; ATP binding. The coding region runs from base 1 to 1578 and encodes 525 amino acids. The record is from RefSeq and is a predicted model, not a curated record. The transcript is spliced from 10 exons.